Molecule: messenger RNA, 1284 nt
Organism: Oikopleura dioica
Lineage: Eukaryota; Metazoa; Chordata; Appendicularia; Copelata; Oikopleuridae
Source: the annotation of a GenBank genome assembly
AUGAGAGAAUAUCACUACAGAAAACCAAGAAGCUACAGUAGUAAAAGUGUUACGUUAAGAAAUCGCCUCAUCGCCCUCCUGGCAGCUAUUGCUUUGGUCGUCUACGGACUCUCUGGUGGAUUUUCAAGCUCCUCAAGUGCAUCUGGAACUUCUAAUGGAGGAAAUGUUGCCGAUCCAAAUAUCUUUUACACAAUCGUCUUUGAUGCGGGCUCGUCUGGAUCAAGAAUCCAUGUUUAUCAAUUCACGAGGAAAAACGGAAAACUGGAAAUGCUUUACGAGCUUUUUGAGCAAGUGAAACCUGGCCUUUCUUCCUACGCUGCUGAUGUUAAUGGCGCUGUCAAAUCCAUCGAUGACCUCCUUACACACGCAAAGAACUACAUUCCAAAAGAAAAUUGGGCCGACACUCCGCUUGAUCUAAAAGCUACUGCUGGUCUCCGCCUUCUUCCAGAAGCUCAAGCCAACGCGAUCAUCGACGGUGUCACUAAGCUCUUACGAGACUCUCCCUUCAAAGUCGGCGCAAAUGGUGUUGAAAUCAUGGCCGGAUCAGACGAAGGUGUCUUCGCCUGGAUGACCGUCAAUUUCCUCCUAGGAGCUCUUGGUGGAAGUGGUAUUCAAAACACUAAGCCUACCAUUGAUCUUGGUGGCGGAUCCAUGCAGCUCACGUUCCAUCCUAAGUCUGCGUCUACUGUUGAGGCAGCUCCAGAAGGUUAUGUUAUCAAGAAAACACUCUUUGGAGAAGAAUUCGACAUCUACUCUCAUUCAUACCUUGGUCUCGGUCUCAAUUCCGCCCGAGAAAAGCUCUUUGGAGGUCCUCCACCAGAGAAAACCCAAGUCACUCAGGCUCAAUCACCAUGUUUUCCAAGCGGCAAACAUAUCGAGUACACAAAUGCUGGCAGUACUUAUUCCAUCUCCGGCGACGAAGGCGGCUUCCAAGGAUGUCUCGGCAUGGCACGAGCAGCAGUGAAUAGCUUCGCGGUUGAUAAGCCAAAGGAAAUCCUAAACGAAGACAUCUAUGCAUUUUCAUACUACUUCGACAAAGCUGCUGACGCCGGCCUGAUCGAUGAGAGCAAAGGAGGAAAGCUGAAAGUGGGUGAUUACUCGAAAGCGGCUGAGCACGCCUGUGCAAAUCAUGACAAAGACGAGUGGCUUUGCACUGACUUGUCAUUGAUCACCGCUCUUUUGGAAAGCCUGGGUCUGCCCGAGGAUCAAACUCUCCAAGUCUACAAAAAGAUCAACGGUGGCGAAACCGCCUGGGCUCUUGGAGACGCUUUCCAGCUUAUUUAG